This is a messenger RNA of Verruconis gallopava, 513 nucleotides long. RefSeq lists its product as uncharacterized. The transcript has a single exon. Gene Ontology annotation, molecular function: acyltransferase activity, transferring groups other than amino-acyl groups. NCBI's taxonomy places the organism in Eukaryota, Fungi, Ascomycota, Dothideomycetes, Venturiales, Sympoventuriaceae. The record is from RefSeq and is a predicted model, not a curated record. Bases 1 to 513 code for a protein of 170 amino acids.
AUGGCAACCUUCCGGAUCAUAAAGGUGCGAGAGCCAGAAGAUCUCGACGCCAUCCGAUCACUCUUCAGCGCAUAUACAGCUUGGCUCAACAUCGACUUGACAUUUCAAGGCUUCGCUGAUGAGCUGGCCAAUUUACCUGGUAAAUACAAAGAGCCAACUGGCGAAAUUCUUCUUGCACGUGGAACCUGGAACAAUGAACCCAUGGGUUGUGUUGCUGUUCGUCCACUCCCUGUCCAGAACUCGAGUGCGUUGCCCCACAAGACAUGUGAGAUCAAGCGUCUAUACGUCGUUCCCGAUGCUAGAGGUAAGGGCGUAGGUUGGAAGCUUGUCGACGAGAUCUUGAAAGUUGCCAAGGAAAUCGGCUACGCCGAAGCGAAGCUCGAUACUCUUCCACACAUGAAGUCUGCUAUAAGGACAUACGAAAGAUUUGGCUUUGUUGAGUGCAAAAAAUACUAUGACACACCACUACAUGGAACGAGAUUCAUGCGGGCAGAUCUGACAUGUGUACCAUAG